Messenger RNA from Daktulosphaira vitifoliae (grape phylloxera), 1902 nucleotides. RefSeq lists its product as uncharacterized. NCBI's taxonomy places the organism in Eukaryota, Metazoa, Arthropoda, Insecta, Hemiptera, Phylloxeridae. The record is from RefSeq and is a predicted model, not a curated record. Bases 56 to 1732 code for a protein of 558 amino acids. The transcript has 2 exons.
UAAAUAUAUUCAUUUUAAAUCUUCCUUAGUAUACAACGAGUUAAUUUUAUUUUUAAUGGAAUAUUAUUCGUUGAUUUUAAUGUCUAUGAUCGUUUUCGUAUUGAAACCAAGUGAAGCAGAUCAACGUUUAAGAUAUCGUUUGAAUUAUAAAAAUUAUAUCAAAACAGUGGUUAAUUAUAUUCGGUAUCAUAUUAAAUCAAAUGAAAUGCAAAAUCUGAAAAUGAAACGAGAUUCAAAUUAUAAUGUUGAUAUAGAGGAAGCUUUCAAACAAGACGAGUUUAUGCAAAAUUUUAAAAGUAAAUAUUCUAUUACAAUUAGUUUACUCAAUUUCAAGUACACUGAAAUACUAAAAAAAUUUCUCGAUUACAUGUAUAUUAUUAUUGAUGAAUGUCAUCAAUUUCAUGCUAGAAAUUUAUUAGAAAAUUUUAUUUGUUGUGUAACAUCACUCGCAGAAGAAGUGAAAAAUUCUAAGACUAUGUUUGAAAAUCUCUACAAUGCUAUGAAGUUUAUAAGCUACAUAGAUGUAAGAUUUGUGUUUCAAUCUAUUGUACCAAAUGUUAUAAUUGAUGAAAUAGACUUUUUUCAACAAUAUAUCAUACACAGAAAAUCAGAAACCAGCUCUUUAGAUCUUAACAGCUUACCAAAUCUGAAUGAUUGUGAAACGAAUUUUAAGAAUUUAAAUGAAUUUUAUACAGAAGCAUUAGAAAAAGUAAACAAUCUAUUUCAAAAUAAUAAUAUCAUCGACACUUCUAUAAAAACUGACUUAACAUUUCAACUUAAGGAAUGCUCUAACGGAAACGACUCAUACUUAGUGUAUUUAACAUGUAGUAAACUUAAUUCAUUUUACAACGAAACCAUAGAAAUUUGGUACAAAAAUCUUGGCUUUGAAGAAUUUCUCAACCCUAAUACACUUGAAUUCAUGCCUCCAAUAGAUGCAACACUAAUUCAAAAUGAUGGAAUGAAAAUUCUCAAUAUUCUUCGUCAAGAAACUGGUUGGAAAAAAAUGAAUCACAUAUAUAUAAUUUACAAUGGUAAACAACUCAACGUAGAAUGUGUAAUAAAAGACGAAAUUAAUGACGUGAAUUUUCAAAUAAAAAAAGAGCAUUUUUUACAAUUACUAAGAUGUAGGUAUACAGAAAUAAUUAAAAACUACUACGUACUAUUAUCUGCUAUAUUGCAUAUAUGCAAAACUGAAGGAAAUAUUUUCAAACACAAGUGUCUAAUUAAAUUAUUUAACUCAUUCAAUAAAUCCAAAAAAAUGCUUGAAGGACUGAAAACAGCUUUAAUUACUUUAAAGAAAUCAGCAAUAUGGAAUUUUAAUUUUAGCUCUCAUUCGAGUUUACAUAAAACAUUAACAUGGGUUGAAGCUUCUCUUUGCGUAUUAAAGAACAAUGAUUUUUCUCAUAAUCAGGAGGAUGAGAAAAAAACCGAGAAUAUUGAAAUACUACUGAACAUGUUUCUAAAUUUUCGGAAUACCUUCUAUAUAAACGUAAUUAACGAUUUAUCAAAAAUGAAUAAUGCUUGUGUUAUGAAAGAACAUUUUUAUGAAAAAUUCAAUAUAAUAAAUGAAUUCAAAAAAUCAGUAAACACAUUAAAUAGUACGGAUUUACUUCAGUCAACUCAUAUUUAUCUUAAUGGGUGUAAUUUUUUUGACGAAUUUUGUGAAAAUGUUUACAAAUUGUUUUAUGAAGAUUUGGGUUUUCAAAAAGUUAGUUGUUAUGACAGCAGUUAAGAGGAUAGAAUUAUUAAAUUUAAUAUGGAUAUGAUGAAUUAUUUAUUUACUUAGCCUUCAUGUGUAUCAACAGUUAAAUUUAAAAUGUAUGUUUCAUAAAAUUAUUAUUUGAUUUCAAACAUAGUAUUUGAAAAUAAUAAUUUUUUUUUUUUUUAAUUUGCAGUCUACAU